This is a messenger RNA of Colletotrichum spaethianum, 666 nucleotides long. Its product is annotated as maleylacetoacetate isomerase. NCBI's taxonomy places the organism in Eukaryota, Fungi, Ascomycota, Sordariomycetes, Glomerellales, Glomerellaceae. The coding region runs from base 1 to 666 and encodes 221 amino acids. Gene Ontology annotation, molecular function: glutathione transferase activity; maleylacetoacetate isomerase activity. The transcript has a single exon. Gene Ontology annotation, biological process: L-phenylalanine catabolic process; glutathione metabolic process. The record is from RefSeq and is a predicted model, not a curated record. Gene Ontology annotation, cellular component: cytoplasm; mitochondrion.
AUGACCGACAAAGAUUAUAUCCUCUACUCCUAUUUCCGCUCCUCUUGCUCUGCGCGUCUGCGCAUUGCCCUCAACCUGAAAUCCAUUCCUUACACCAUAAUCCCAAUCAACCUCCUCAAAGACGAGCAUCUCUCCUCGUCCCACCGGGCCCUUAACCCCUCCGCCACUGUCCCGCUCCUCGUCCAUCACUCCGCCACAGACUUCAAAGUAACCCAGUCCGUCGCCGCGCUGGAGUAUCUUGAAGAAACACAUCCCUUCUUGACUUCUCUUCUACCCCAAAACCCCAAGUCCCGCGCCGUGGUUCGCAGUCUGGUAAAUAUCAUCGCCUGCGAUGUCCAGCCCGUGACCAACAUGCGCAUCAUGCGACGAGUACGAGCGCUGGGUGGAAAUGCGGAACAGUGGAACCGUGAGCUGACGGGAGAUGGAUUUUCCGCAUAUGAGGCUGUAGCGAGGGAGUGGGCGGGACGGUUUUCCAUGGGUGACGAGAUUUCAAUGGCGGAUGUGUGUCUGUUGCCGGCUUACUGGAAUGCCGAGAGGUUUGGUGUGGACUUGAGUGGCUACCCAACGAUCAGGAAAGUCGUGGAGAAUUUGAAGGAUCAUCCGGCGGUGGUGAAGGCACAUUACUUUAAUCAGCCCGACACUCCUGAUGAUCUCAGGACCAAGUAG